CAAAGAUGGCCGACUGGAGGAAGUGUAUGCUUUUGUUACCCUUAGUUGUUUUAAUAAAUACAGCUUCAGGUACUCGUGUGCAAAAACUGAUAUAUUUUGAUGUGACUGGGACAAGUGCUUGUUUCCGCAGGUUCAAUGGCACACACCAAAUUGGCUGUACAUCUGACCUGACAGGAAAUGUAGGUGUGGUGCAUUAUAUAGAAAACAAGUCUGAUCUGGACUGGGUGCUGGAAGCAGGUCCUCACCAGCCAUAUGCUUUACUGAUGGAGCCAGAGCAUUUUAACAGGACCAAUGUGAUAGCUAUCAAGCAAUCUGGGAAGGUUAAUGGAAUUAUGGUGAUCAACAAAGAGAACUCCACGCUGCCUUCUAGUUUUCAUUUCUCUCCUGAUCAGUCGUGUCCCAAUAAUGUGAAUGGUCUGUAUGACAAGAACAGCCAGUAUGCAGACUGCAGUAAUGUCACAUGGAACACUGCUGGCAAUGGCCUGAUGUUCAUGGACUUUGGCAUGCCGAUAUUUUCUGUACAGAACGAAACAGAAAUAGACUACAUAAUACACAAGUGUUUUGCUGCCUUUAACAAACCCAUCAAUGGCACUCCAAGGGAACACCCCCUGUGUGCUGCACAGCUGAAAGAUUUCAUGACAGGUGCCAAGGAUUCACACACCUGCCUCAGUAGAACCAAGAGGAUAAUUAAUAUAAAUCCUGAAACCUACUGUGACCCGCUGGGAGACCAGAAUGUGUAUGGAUUGCUGAAACCUGUGUCAAACAAUGAAUCUCUUCCCCAGAAGUCUAUCAUCAUGGCAACUGCCAGGUUGGACUCAUUUGGUUUGUUUGAAGCUCAGUAUGCUGAGCUUGAAAGCCCAGUGGUCAGUUUUAUUACCUUACUGGCUGCAGCAGAGGCUAUUGGACGGGUCAAGCAGGAUAUAGUAGAAGAUAAGAAUGCAAAGGAUAUCAUGUUCACUUUCUUCCAAGGGGAAUCAUUAGACUACAUUGGCUCAGGGCGUAUGGUAUAUGACAUAGAGACUGGUGUUUUCCCACAGAAUAAAGACAAGUAUGGCAUUCAUGUCAUGAACUUUUCACACAUUGCCCACUUUGUAGAGGUGGGUCAGGUGGGACUGGCAGAGGGAGGGGCGUACUAUCUCCAUAGCGACCCUGUCAGUCAGAGAGAUGGACAGUUGGCAAAAGAGGUAACAAAACUUAAGAUUAACUUCCAAGAAGCUGUGGCCAGCAUGAAUAUAACCAACUUGACUAUAGAGGGCACUGCAGUGCCCCAGCCACUGCCACCUGCAUCUUUCCAGAGUUUCUUGAAGAAAGCUAACAUCUCAGGAGUUGUUUUGGCUGAUCAUGAGAGGGAGUUUAAAAACAGGUUUUACAACAGCCGUCUGGAUACGUUAAAGGGUCAAGGUAUGGACUGGCCAUCUGACCGUCCAGAAAACUUCAACACCACUAUUCAGCUGAGCAGAGAUAUUCAAAUUCUGGCCACUGCCCUGGCUCGGUCACUUUACAUCAUGGCUACUAAUAGUACACAGAAUAUCUCUAGGAUUAAUGCAGCAUUAGACGAGGUAUGA
Molecule: messenger RNA, 1565 nt
Organism: Lingula anatina
Lineage: Eukaryota; Metazoa; Brachiopoda; Lingulata; Lingulida; Lingulidae
Product: nicastrin
Biological process (GO): Notch receptor processing; protein processing
Cellular component (GO): plasma membrane
Source: RefSeq, a predicted model, not a curated record